CAGUUUCCUACUGAAGACGAGCGCUCAGCUUGCCACUGAAGGCUGGUCUGCAGCCACCACUGCUCAGGCCACUGAAUGGAUGGCAGGAUUUCUAUAGUAUAUCUAGUAUGAGUUCCACAUCUUGGCCUCUUAUCCUACUUCAGCAGUCUCAUCUCCACCAUCUGGAGAAUAAAUGGGAUAUUUGCAUGAAUUCCAGACUCUGAACUGAAAUAGACUGCAGUGUUCAUAUUCUUUUCUUGUUAUUACUAACAGCUCCUCAGAAAAUUAAAUGUCGGCAGAAGACCGAGAAGCCCAGGAGGAUGAAUUGCUGGCCCUGGCGAGUAUUUAUGAUGGAGAUGAAUUUAGAAAAGCAGAGUCUGUCCAAGGUGGAGAAACAAGGAUCUAUUUGGACUUGCCACAAAAUUUCAAGAUAUUUGUGAGCGGCAAUUCAAAUGAGUGUCUCCAGAAUAGUGGCUUUGAAUACACCAUUUGCUUUCUGCCUCCACUUGUGCUGAACUUUGAACUGCCACCAGAUUAUCCAUCCUCCUCCCCACCUUCAUUCACACUUAGUGGCAAAUGGCUGUCACCAACUCAGCUGUCUGCUCUUUGCAAGCACUUAGACAACUUGUGGGAAGAACACCGUGGCAAUGUGGUCCUGUUUGCCUGGAUGCAGUUUCUUAAGGAAGAGACCCUAGGGUACCUGAAUAUUGUCUCUCCUUUCGAGCUCAAGAUCGGUUCUCAGAAAAAAUUGCAGAGAAGGACGGCUCAAGCCUCUGCCAACACAGAGCUAGAUUGUAGAGGAGCAGCUGGAUCUGCUGUAGACCAAGAGGAAGUUGUGGAUGAGAGAGCCGUGCAGGAUGUGGAAUCGUUGUCCAGUCUGAUCCAGGAAAUCUUGGACUUUGAUCAAGCUCAGCAGAUAAAAUGCUUUAAUAGUAAAUUGUUCCUGUGCAAUAUCUGUUUCUGUGAGAAGCUGGGUAGUGAAUGCAUGCACUUCUUGGAGUGCAGACAUGUGUACUGCAAAGCCUGUCUGAAGGACUACUUUGAAAUCCAGAUCAAAGAUGGCCAAGUUAAAUGCCUCAACUGCCCAGAACCCAAGUGCCCUUCAGUGGCUACUCCUGGUCAGGUCAAAGAGCUAGUAGAAGCAGAGUUAUUUGCCCGUUACGAUCGGCUGCUUCUCCAGUCCACCUUGGACCUGAUGGCAGAUGUGGUGUACUGCCCCCGCCCAUGCUGCCAGCUGCCUGUGAUGCAGGAGCCUGGCUGCACCAUGGGCAUCUGCUCCAGCUGCAAUUUUGCCUUCUGUACCUUAUGCAGAUUGACCUACCAUGGCGUCUCUCCGUGUAAGCUCACGGCAGAGAAAUUAAUAGACUUACAAAAUGAGUACCUGCAAGCAGAUGAGGACAAUAAAAGAUUUCUGGAACAGAGGUAUGGUAAGAGGGUGAUUCAGAAGGCACUGGAAGAAAUGGAAAGUAAAGAGUGGCUAGAAAAGAACUCAAAGAACUGCCCAAAUUGUGGGACUCCCAUAGAGAAAUUAGAUGGAUGUAACAAGAUGACAUGUACUGGUUGUAUGCAAUAUUUCUGCUGAAUUUGCAUGGGUUCUCUCCACCUAAAGCAAACCCUUAUAAACAUUUCACUGAUCCUGCUUCCCUGUGUUUUAACCGGUUGUUCUAUGCUGUGGAUGUUGAUGAAGAUAUUUGGGAAGAUGAGAUUGAAGAAGACUAGUUCAUUCCUACUGCUCAAGACGUGGAAGUGAAAUGGUUUGCCCUAAUCUUUUGCUGAGUAUACAAAGUAACUCAGGAUAUUUGCAGGAUAUUUAGGGUUACCAUUCAUUCACGCUUCCAGUGUAGAAGAUGAGGAGAACGAGGUUUACAUUUUCAUGUGGCACUACUGACUAAGGCACAUUCAUGCAUUUUUCAAUGUAACAUAAUUGAGAAAAUUAUAAGCCAAAGGUUCAGAAAAUGAAAACUAAAGAAUAUUAAAUAUUACUAUGUUCCCAAAACUGAAUAGUUAAAAAUUUAAAUAUUUAUUUUCUUCCCCAAGCUUUAGGUAAGGAGAAGGGGUCAAGAGUUCAACUUACAGACCUUUUUAUCUCUGAGAAGCAUCCCUUUAAACUUCUGAGGGAGUCUCCUUACGGCUGGGGUGGUUAGAAGCCUUAUUAAAAUUGUACCAAGAGCCUGAUCUUACUCCAUGUUACAUUCCUUCCAACCUAAAUUUCUGCUGAGUUCUUUUUGGAGGGAGCCCUUUAUAGCUGAUUGGAUGGCCCAGUGCCAUUUUGAUCUACUGCUUUUAAGAAUAGAAAUUUAUAAUUUAAAAAAUAUUCUAUAAUACCACAAAUAAUGUGGGUCACCUGAUACUGCUUUUCAGAAUAGAAAUUUAUAAUUUAAAAAAUAUUCUAUAAUACCACAAACAAUGUGGGUCACAGAUAUAGCAGGUGGUAUAUAGUUCACUGAUGCUGAGCCAAGUCUGUUAUUUAAUGACACUGGCUCAGAAGAAUUUCAGCGCUGUUCAGCUUUCCUGAGCAGUAGAGCCUAGCUUCACAACAACUUGUCUUUGCCACGUUUCAUUCUACAUUCUCUCUUUUACCCUCACCCAGCCUUCUGUUGGUAAGGACAAUUUUAAUAUCAACUCCAUCAGCUCAUAUUUUUAUUUCUGUUGCUGGAAUAAGAGGAAGCCUAAUAUAUUCAUUCCCAAGCUGAACAAGCUGAGCUUCCAAUUAUGUGCUUUUUGAACUCCACACUACUGUAGUUCAGUCCUAACUUUCUAAAUUCUUUCUAUAGGUCUUCUCUAAUGUGCUUUGGGAGUUUGGUUUCCCACCUGUUUUUUGCAACAGCACCUUUUUGGAGGAUAAUUUUGGCUUGCCUAGAUCCCUAUUUCAGGGUUUUGUUGGCUUUUUGAAAAAUUGUCUUUCCUUUUGGUUUGGUGAGUGGUUUGGUAGCAAAAUAAGAUUUUUUUGAAAAGGGCAGAAUUCAGCUGCAGCUAUGAAAAUGUUUUUUCCUACCUUGUCACUGAAAAUUGGGGAAUCAUUUUUAACCAUUUUAUGUGUGUAUAUCCAAAGAGUCAGCAGUGACUAUUUCUGGAUUGUCAAUGAGGAUGCUUAAUCUUAAAAAUAAAAAUAACUUAAAAAUUGUCUUAUAA
This is a messenger RNA of Myotis brandtii (Brandt's bat), 3111 nucleotides long. It is a transcript of the gene RNF14, whose product is annotated as ring finger protein 14. The record is from RefSeq and is a predicted model, not a curated record. NCBI's taxonomy places the organism in Eukaryota, Metazoa, Chordata, Mammalia, Chiroptera, Vespertilionidae. Gene Ontology annotation, cellular component: cytoplasm; ubiquitin ligase complex. The transcript has 9 exons. The coding region runs from base 269 to 1561 and encodes 430 amino acids. Gene Ontology annotation, biological process: ubiquitin-dependent protein catabolic process; positive regulation of proteasomal ubiquitin-dependent protein catabolic process; protein polyubiquitination. Gene Ontology annotation, molecular function: ubiquitin conjugating enzyme binding; zinc ion binding; ubiquitin protein ligase activity.